AGCUACAAUAGUCAAAUACAAAGACUGUCAAAUACAAAAAUGUACCUACCUACUUUUUGUCUCAAUUUUGUCAUAAACUCUGCAUGAAUUACAUGAAAUAAGGUCAUAAAUUUGAUAAACACAGUGGUGAAAAAGCAAAGGGAUAAUAGUGAUGUCUCAGCCAAUGACAGGUAGCAACGUUUCCAAGCUCUACUUCAUUCCAGUGAACAGGUUUGCAACAUCAGAGCUUCCUCAUUUCAAACAGAAGUUUUCUGACCACAGACAGGCUCUCAGCAAGCUGGAAGCCAAAUGUGACUGGCAAGGAGUACAUCAAGAACAGUUCAGGGCCUCAGCCACACUGAGGAAACUACAGCAAUCUCUACAGGAUCUGGAAAAUGUCAAAUCAAGACUUGAAACCAAUCAACAAUCCAGCUUCGAGCAGCUAUUUCUUCCAGUCAGGGAAGACACCCAGAAAGCCAUAGAUGAUUUUGCCAAGUUUCUGAAGCACAUAGAGAGCGCCGCAGCAGAGGCGGCGGCAGCUGCCGUCCCGGACACUGAAGCAGUAUCCGCCGAGACAGCUGGUCAGCAGCUGCUGCAGCGGCAGCUGGUUCUCAAUGAACAGGAGCUGCUCGAACACCGCCGAGACCAGCUGGCCGCCUACGAGAGCCUCGAGCGCGACGCUUCCGACCUGCACGAGAUUUUCGCCGAUCUUGCCACAAUGACUGCUGAGCAGCGUGAGCAGGUGGCACAGGUGGAGGAGAACGUCUCCACCGCGCAGGUGAAUGUCUCAGAGGGCGCGCGACACCUGGCGGCAGCGGCUCGGCUCAGCGGCGGCGUGGCACCGGUGGCGGGCGCCCUGCUUGGUGGACUGGUGGCCGGUCCCCUCGGCCUGAUGGUCGGGGCUAAAGUCGGCAGCGUGGCGGCGGUUGGCGGUGGAGUGAUCGGCUACUUCGGCGGUCAGAUGGUGAACACGGGCCGGCGCGGCGGCGGCGGUGGUGGUGACGACGAGCCCUCUCCGGUCGACCCACCUCCCACGUCUACCCAGCUAGAGCCGCCGUCCGGCGUCUCAGGUGCUCUGCGCCGACUGCAUGCAUCGCUGGCCCGCCGGCUGGGCGGCUGGCUCGGCAGACCCGUUCGACUCCCGGAGCAGCCGGUUGACCCGCUUCUGGCCGAAGAUGUGGAAGAGGCAGAGGAGGCAGAAACCGCUCCCCUCCCUGCGACACGGUGACAGGAGGGACGGUGUAACCACCGCUGCUGCUGAGGCUAGCGGUGGUUACACGUGGUGUGAGUGGCCGCAAGUGAAGCAGUGCUGGCUCUCUGCUCCGCUGAACCAACUGUCACUGUCAUCUACCGAGUCACCGGCAUAGUCAAUAUCAACUACAGUCUCCCCAAACGAUAGUCACAGACAUAGAUAUUGUCAACUAGAGUCUUACCCGGCCACAAUCACCCACAAAGCGACCAUCAUGUAAUGCAGUCAUUGAUAUUGUCAUUGCUAACGCCACCAAAUGCCUCAAUGCGCCACAGGAGAGAUCGUGAGUCUCAUAAUAUCGUCACAAAUACUCGCCAAGACGGGUCACUGCGUCAAAAUCCACUGGUAUUGUCACUGUCAGUUGUCACCGACUCGAGUCUCAACUUUAACUCACACGGGUACUGUAAGUCACUGAAUCGGAUCCCAGGAAUACUUUCAGACCUUGUCACUGACACAGGUCCCACGAGUUUUGUCACUGACAGUCAUUGGGCCCCACGGGUCCUCUCUGUCACGGCGCCUACGGUGCCCCCUGCUGCCACCAACCCGUGCCAUGGCGCCGAGUUCGCUGUCUUUGCGACUGGAAGCGCCGGGGCAGGCUCGGGAGGCGGUGUUGGCAGCCUACCACCCUCUCUGAUCGGCCUUCGGCGCUGGGGUCGAUACUGAAAGUGACAGCUCAUGGAGUGCCGCGAAGACGACCGCUAAAACUUUGCUUCAGUGUUGUCAUGCAGCUACAUGCUAGUGAAGAGAUGGCACGGUGUUUAAAGUCUUUCCAGGCUGGGGAGUGCGAUGAUUCAGCAAUGGAUAAUUGUAUGGAUUGCGUGGAAUGUUUAUUUUUAUGCCAAUGCAGUGAAGUGCUGGUAGUAUUGGAUAUUGCAAUGUGUUAGUGGUUCGUGGCUUGUCUUUCAAGUGCAUAUGCAUAAGCGUAUUUAUUCGUGUACUGUAAAGAGGGUGUCAUUACAGGGGCAGCCGGUUUCUCAUUUACAAUAUCAUGGCGUUACGCACAACCGUGGAUUCACUGCAGACAAGCAGGGAUGGUCCAGGCCUCAAUCCUAUGUUGGCUCGCUCACUACUGCGCUUUUACUGCGUGAGAAGGACAUCGUGUUCAAUCAUUGCUUUGUAAGCGUUAUCAGUCAUAGCCCUUGCCGAAUGUGCCUAAUGCGCCUGAUGUCCAUUUAUACUUGCUGCAAUACACCCCAAAUUGACAUUCA
Amphibalanus amphitrite is the source of this 2436-nucleotide messenger RNA. RefSeq names its product syntaxin-17-like (gene Syx17). The record is from RefSeq and is a predicted model, not a curated record. The transcript has 7 exons. Gene Ontology annotation, cellular component: plasma membrane; SNARE complex; endomembrane system. Bases 152 to 1207 code for a protein of 351 amino acids. Gene Ontology annotation, biological process: intracellular protein transport; vesicle fusion; exocytosis. Gene Ontology annotation, molecular function: SNARE binding; SNAP receptor activity. NCBI's taxonomy places the organism in Eukaryota, Metazoa, Arthropoda, Thecostraca, Balanomorpha, Balanidae.